Messenger RNA from Ostertagia ostertagi, 555 nucleotides. The record is from the annotation of a GenBank genome assembly. NCBI's taxonomy places the organism in Eukaryota, Metazoa, Nematoda, Chromadorea, Rhabditida, Trichostrongylidae.
AUGCGUGGUCCGGACAUCGUACGGCCGAAGCGUCGGGUCGGUGACCCUGUUGACGUCAGAUUCAAAAUGGAGCUCUACCAAGUUAUAGAGCUUAAUGAACGUCAACAAUACGUGAGCAUAUCAGCUUGGGUGAUUGAACGUUGGUAUGACGAAUUUAUCUUUUGGGAUCCUGCCAAAUAUGAUAAUAUCACAGAGGUGAAGAUGCAUCACAGUACAAUUUGGAUACCGGACACCACGCUCUACAACACAUUGGUGAUGAAAGACGAUGAUCAACGGAGACUGUUAUAUGCAAAGGUCACCACACAGUACGAAAAUCGUCGAUCAUAUGUGGAGUUUCUGUACCCAGCUAUUUACAAGUUUCACUGUAGACUCUACUUACAGUUCUUUCCUUUUGACUCUCAAGAGUGUCAUAUGAUAUUUGGAAGUUGGACCUCUGAUAAUCACGACAUCGACUAUCACUCUCUGGAGAGCGCCGUUGGUACAACAAACUUCCUACCCAGUGAAGGAUGGAGUCUCAUGGGAACGUCUGGUACGCAACUACGACUAUUGUUCAGC